GGAGCGCGAGGUCGGAUGGCGCGCGAGCGGCGGCGGCGGGCGGGCCCGGAGGGCGUGCGAGCGCAGGAGCGGGGUCCUCGCGGGCCCGGGCGGCGGGAGCGGGGGGCGGCCGGGGACGCGAGGCCGGCGCUUUUCGUGCUGCCGGCGUUGCUGCUGCUGCUGCUGCUGCUGCUGGGCUGCGGCCUUUACGCCCGGUGGGGGCCCGCCGCGCGCCUGGUGGCCCCGCACGCCUCGCCCCGCGCCCUCCCGCCCGGCAGCACCGGCCCCGUCGCCGCGCCCGCCCGCUUCUGGGGCUCCUACCGGCCCCAGGUCUACUUCGGCAUGAAGACGCGCAGCCCGCGCUCGCCGGUGGCAGGCUUAAUGUGGCUGCAGCAGCUGGAGGGGGACGUGCGGCUGCGGCACACCUGCGAACAGAGCGACGGCCUCCCUCGCUACGGCUGGCUGCUUCACGACGGCACCCAUUUUGGGGUGCAGGAGAUCCAAGACCUGGGCUUCAGCCUGCAGACGGAGGUUGUGAAGCGUCCCGGCGGGCAACACGGCGGAGACUGGAGCUGGAGAGUGACGGUUCGCCCAGAAAGGACGGGGCCCACGCCUCCCUUCAUUUCCCUCCUUUUCUACGUGGCAACCGAUGGGCAAGGAAGACUGCAGCCUCUGAUAGAGGAGAAGAGUCGGCUGGCAUCACUAAGAGGACAGACAGAAGAACUGGGGAAUUUCACUGUGACAUUCAAGCCGCCCACCACAGAGACCGGCACCCCCCUUUAUGCCAGGUAUAAUCACCUGCAGGCGAUGGCGGAAGGACUGCAUCGCCUGACUGACGUGGUGAAAUCAAGCCUGAGACCACGGUUUUCCUACGCUCCACCGGGGCUUCCCAAGCGCCAUUACUUUGGCGUGGACGUCUAUCAAGGCCAAGCAGGGGACAGAGAGUUACGCAGCCAGCUCCUAAUUCACCAGGUGACGGUGGCUGUGCCCUGCCGCGUUGAAGUGGCUUUUGAGUCGGGCAGUGUGCCUGACCGUCCAGACCGGCUCCUGGCAGAGACGCUGACGCAAGAACUGGACAAACAUGUGGUCGCCUUUGAGCAGCGCUUUGAGGAGACCUUCGGCCUCUCCCGUAAGGGCUUCUCUGAGCAGGAGCAACACUUUGCCCGGGCUCUUCUCAGCAACAUGCUGGGCGGGAUGGGCUACUUCCAUGGGCACUCGCUGGUUCAGUCCCCCUACACAGAGGCCCCCCAGCCAUACCCUGCAGGGUCUCUCUUCACAGCAGUGCCCUCCCGCUCCUUCUUUCCCCGGGGCUUCCUGUGGGAUGAAGGCUUCCACCAGCUCCUCCUCGCACGCUGGGACCCAGCCCUGAGCCGGGAGGUGCUGGCUCACUGGUUCGACCUCAUGAACGUUGAGGGCUGGAUCCCCCGCGAGCAGAUCCUGGGGGACGAAGCCCUGGCAAAAGUGCCCCCGGAGUUUGUGGUGCAGCACAGCCAGGCGGGCAACCCUCCCACUUUCUUCUUAGUGCUGCAGCAGUUGCUCAGGCAAGGGGCGGUGGAGCAGGGCUACCUCCGCCGCAUUUAUCCUCGCCUGCAAAGCUGGUACGGCUGGUACAAUCACACGCAGGCAGGACCCUUGCCCUACACCUUCCGAUGGCGUGGCCGGGACCAGGACACUCAGCUUUUCCUGAACCCUAAAACCCUGACCUCUGGGCUGGACGAUUAUCCCAGGGCCUCCCACCCCUCGGAGGAUGAGCGUCACCUGGAUUUGCGCUGUUGGAUGGCCGUAGCCUCCGCUGUGAUGGCCGAGGUGGCCACACGGGUGGGAGAAGCGGAGAACGACUACACACACAUGGCUGAGUGGCUCGCAGACAAUGAACUGCUGCAGCGGCACCACUGGUCGGAGGCACUAAACACUUUUGCUGACUAUGGCAACCACACCCAGGGGGUGGCCCUGGAGCGCGAGCGCCUUCGGCCCCCUCCUCCUGGCCAACCCUCGCCCAUUCCAAGGCUGGUCCGAGUGGUCCGCAAAUCACCACGGUUGCAGUUUGUGGGAGGGGCUCUUGGCUAUGUGAGCCUCUUCCCCCUGCUACUGCAGCUCCUGCGCCCUGAUUCCCAGCAGCUGGGCAGCCUCCUGGCAGACAUGAAGAACAAGCAGAAGCUGUGGACGCCCUUCGGCUUGCGUUCUCUGUCGCGUAGCAGCCCCUUCUACCUCAAGCACAACACAGAGCACGACCCCCCUUACUGGAGGGGAGCCGUCUGGAUCAACAUGAACUACCUUGCAGUGCGGGCUUUGCAUCACUACAGCCAAGUCGAGGGGCCCUACCGGGAGGAGGCAUCCAAGCUAUACCAUGAGCUGCGCACCAAUGUCAUUGGCAACGUCCUCCAGCAAUACCUGGACUCUGGCUAUGUCUGGGAGCAAUAUAACGACAGCACAGGCCGGGGGCAAGGGUGUUAUCCCUUCACGGGCUGGUCAGCUCUGGUUGUGCUCAUGAUGGCAGAAGAAUACUGAUUAGCCUGCUGGUGCUCCUGUAUCCCUGGGCAGCUUAGCUGGAGUGGCCGGUGCAGGAUUCUGGCAAAGGGACGCAGGCGUUGACCUUUCCCUCUGCCCUACUUCAUGGGUAGGCAUUCAACUCAAAGUGAGGUGGGCAGUGCCUAAAUGUAAGAAAUUUCAUAUUGAAAUAAAGCUGAGAAGCUUCAAA
This is a messenger RNA of Pantherophis guttatus, 2677 nucleotides long. It is a transcript of the gene MOGS, whose product is annotated as mannosyl-oligosaccharide glucosidase. Gene Ontology annotation, biological process: protein N-linked glycosylation; oligosaccharide metabolic process. The record is from RefSeq and is a predicted model, not a curated record. Gene Ontology annotation, molecular function: Glc3Man9GlcNAc2 oligosaccharide glucosidase activity. NCBI's taxonomy places the organism in Eukaryota, Metazoa, Chordata, Lepidosauria, Squamata, Colubridae. Gene Ontology annotation, cellular component: endoplasmic reticulum membrane.